Molecule: messenger RNA, 1120 nt
Organism: Olea europaea var. sylvestris
Lineage: Eukaryota; Viridiplantae; Streptophyta; Magnoliopsida; Lamiales; Oleaceae
Product: serine/threonine-protein kinase Nek2-like
Exons: 1
Coding region: 142-825 (227 amino acids)
Source: RefSeq, a predicted model, not a curated record
GACACAAAAUAAGGAAAAGUUGAAGAAGUAUACAUCCCUACCUUCUCCUUCCUUUCCCCUUCCCUCCUGAAUUUAACAUGGAUUAGGAGUUUAGUACUAACUAAAUGCUAAUGACAUUGCUUAGGAUUUUUCUCGAGUUACAUGUUUUUACAGAAAAGAAUUUCUAUGCAGCUCCAAAAUUCAAGAACCUUGGUUAAGAAAUCUGUCGCUACUACUCGUAGAGCUUCUCUGCCAUUACCGGCCAAAGAUGCAGUUUGCAGUUUCCGUCAUAGGCCGAGUCUUGGAAACAUCAACAUCAUCAAGUCUCCAGAUGUCUCAGUCAAUGCCCCUCGAAUUGAUAAGAUAAUUGAAUUUCCUUUAUUGUCAUAUGAGGAUCCCUUCUUUCAGAUGCAUAAAAAUUCAUCUGCCUCUGUGCAAGGUUCCUCUAGUUCACCACUGGGUGACCGCUCUCUUAUGAAGGAUAGAUGCACCAUUCAGUUUCCUGAUAGAUUUGACAGAUUGAGCUCUAAAAGAUUUCAAGGACCUGCAUUUAAUGCUAGAGAGGAUGGAAGUGAGUCUUCCAAUCAAAAUGCUACAGCUGGCACGUCAAGCCGAACUUCAUCAGACCAAAGACGCCGCCGUUUUAAUAUGUCUUCUUGCCGACAACGAGCUGAAGCUUUGGAAGGAUUACUUGAAUUUAGUGCAAGAUUGUUACAAGAAGACAGAAUCGAAGAACUUGGUGUUUUACUGAAGCCUUUUGGGCCAGGAAAAGUAUCUUCAAGGGAAACUGCAAUCUGGUUGACUAAGAGCUUCAAGGAAAAUGCAGUGAAACCAGAAGAUCAGUGAAGCAGUCUGCAAGUGACCAAGAGCUUUAAGGAAAAUACACUCAAACCAGAAGAUCAAUUAAGCCGUCUGCAUGUGCAAAAGGCCCUUGCUAUAAAUCUUGUAGCGUGCAUUAGUUUUUGACAUGCAGUGUCGGGCAGAGGCUGAUGUAAUAGAUUGUAGCUUAGCAUGUCCUUUAGGCUUUCUUCCACGUAUAUUCAAGAACUUCGUUGGGAAUCAAUGGAAAAGAUAUCGAACGAACUAUUGUAAACAGUGUAGCAGUGUUAAUCUCUUUCCAACUUUUGGUUUUGUUUCUCUC